UCUCUCUCUCACACACACACACACAAAAUUAAAUACAGAGAGAUAGAGGGAGAUAACAUUUUUUGUCACACAGAUGCAGACAUGGAGAGUGAGUGGAAAGCUAAUGAGAUAUCACCAAAUUGUCCAAGAUGUGGUUCAUCCAACACAAAAUUCUGCUACUACAAUAACUACAGUUUAACUCAACCAAGAUACUUUUGCAAAGGAUGCAGAAGGUAUUGGACAAAAGGUGGAUCCCUCAGAAAUGUUCCUGUUGGUGGUGGCUGCAGAAAAAACAGAAGAGGUAACAACAAAACCUUAUUAAGACAACAAUCCUUUGAUUCUCUCACUUUCAAAAAUUCUGAUACAAUUGGUCAUCAUUCUUAUGAUCCUAUUUUGAGGACUAAUAAUAUUAUUUCAUCUUCUUCUUGCUCCUCAUUGGUGAAUACUGAUAGACCAAAUAUUGAUCUUGCAUUAGUUUAUGCAAAUUUCCUCAAUAAAAAGCCUGAUUCUCAGAACAAUUCUGAUCAAAUGGAUAAAAGACCUUUUGAUCCUUCUUUAGAAAAUUCAAGGCUAUCAAAUGUUGAAGUUGGUACAAGUAGUUUCAAUUUGUCUGAAAUAGAAAUUGGUCUCAAAGGAUGUUUGAAUCUUAAUCAAGAACAAUUACCAUCCACAAUAACAAAUUUUAGUGAGGUUGAGAAUAAUCAAAUGUAUUGUAAUGAGUUUCAUUCUAUGGAGAUUCUUCAGAACAUCCAACUGAAAGGUUUUGUUGGCCGACUGGACCAACUGGACCAAACAUACGUUGGCCGAUUCUCUUCAUGUUGUUGCAUAUUUGUUUUGUUUACAUACUCAUUAUAUGUAGUUGUGUAUAGAAUAUGGUUUUUAUUACUACAAAAUAAUUUGAAAUUCUAA
Messenger RNA from Trifolium pratense (red clover), 888 nucleotides. RefSeq names its product dof zinc finger protein DOF2.1-like. The record is from RefSeq and is a predicted model, not a curated record. The transcript has a single exon. Gene Ontology annotation, molecular function: DNA binding; DNA-binding transcription factor activity. The coding region runs from base 82 to 888 and encodes 268 amino acids. NCBI's taxonomy places the organism in Eukaryota, Viridiplantae, Streptophyta, Magnoliopsida, Fabales, Fabaceae. Gene Ontology annotation, biological process: regulation of DNA-templated transcription.